Drosophila bipectinata is the source of this 2682-nucleotide messenger RNA. The record is from RefSeq and is a predicted model, not a curated record. NCBI's taxonomy places the organism in Eukaryota, Metazoa, Arthropoda, Insecta, Diptera, Drosophilidae.
AUUUUCACUUGUGUAUCUCAUACCUGUGCUGUUUUGAUUUGCAAAGUAAAUAAGAAAGUGCAUUAGGAUAUAAGAUGUCGCACAAAUCCUGUGUGGAACUAAGUGAAAUCCGAAAACUGGAUAAAAUAGUUCAGCAAUGUGAGCUCUAUAUGUCUAACAACAAUAUAGACGAUCCUGUUAAGAAGCCGCCGUUGAAGGAAUUCAAAAGGAACUGCCUGGCAAAAUCCAAUAAAUUCGUGGAGAGGGAACUCUUCUCCCUUAUGUGCAAUCUGAAUAAAAUUGAAAAGAAACAAGUCUUCGUUUCGGAUAUCCUCAUAAAUGCCAGCAUGUUUGACGACAAGAAGGAAAGCUUGACGAGAUUUCCGAAAAAUGUGGCUGACCAUAGCAAUCUUGUGUAUCACAAGUUCAUGAGAGCUAGCCCGACCAAUGAUGAUGACUCGAUAGAACUGAAAACAAGGGGUAUCCCUAAGGGCGAACAGGUUUCCAAGAGUACGGCAGAUUGCUUCUUCUCGCCGUUGCUAAUCAAAACUAAUAAUAAAAAGGAUGGCUUUAAGAAGGUCAAAGGAAAUAAGAGCGAGAUACAUUUUGAGCCAAAUAACAUCUCGAUUCAAUCAAAAAAGCACUUGGGUUCAAAACUACCCAAGAAAUGCAUAAAAUGUGAUAAGAAAAAAUUGUAUAUCAAAAACUAUCAGAGCUCGUCCAGAAGGGAGUGCGAUUUGCUUUGUUCUUAUGAUCCAUUGCGCAAAAACAACGAUAUUUUUCAAAGCCACAAAGGGAAUAGUAACUCCUAUGAGUGUAUGUUUAAAAACAAUAAGUACGUUCCAAAUGAUAAAUCAGCCGAGAAUGCUCUGGGGGAUCACUACGAUGACAUGUUGGACAAGGAGGCACUUUUGGGAUCCAAGAGCGAGCCAAAAAUGCAAGAAGCUACUGAAACGAUCCUGUCCCUGGGGGGAAACAUUCUCGACCAGAAGUUGCAAAACAAUUACUACCACAAGUGGACCCUCCUGCACUAUUCACCUUUUAAAGCUGUCUGGGAUUGGGUUAUUCUAAUUCUGGUCAUGUACACGGCGAUUUUCACUCCUUAUGUAGCAGCCUUCCUUCUUGGAGAACAGGAUUACCAAAGAAGAAACAAUAAAUACAUAAACUCGGACCCCAUUGUCAUAAUUGAUUUAAUAGUGGACGUUACGUUCAUCGUAGAUAUUAUAAUAAACUUUAGAACCACUUUUGUGAAUGGACAAGACGAAGUGGUAUCCCAUCCAGGAAGAAUAGCAGUCCAUUACUUAAGUGGUUGGUUUUUGAUCGAUCUGGUAGCAGCUGUGCCUUUUGAUUUACUUUUAGUGGGAAGUGAUACCGAUGAGACUACUACGUUAAUAGGACUGCUCAAAACAGCUCGACUUUUGCGAUUGGUUCGGGUAGCCCGUAAAAUAGAUCGUUAUUCGGAGUACGGUGCUGCCGUUCUUAUUUUACUGAUGGCCACUUUUAUAUUAAUUGCCCAUUGGUUGGCUUGUAUUUGGUAUGCCAUCGGUAAUGCAGAAAGAUCGAUUGCAUCGAAGAACAUCGGUUGGCUGCAUUCCCUGUCAUAUGACAUUCAAGAGCCCUAUUUCGAAAACAAAACUGGUGGGCCCUCCAUAAAGUCUCGAUACAUCACAGCAUUGUAUUUCACAUUCACAUCACUCACAUCCGUUGGCUUCGGAAAUGUAGCCCCCAAUACUGAUGCUGAAAAAGCUUUUACCAUAUGUGUCAUGCUCGUUGGAUCUCUUAUGUAUGCAUCCAUUUUCGGAAAUGUGUCGGCAAUAAUACAAAGACUUUACUCGGGAACUGCAAGAUAUCAUACACAAAUGUUACGCGUUCGGGAAUUUAUACGAUUCCAUCAGAUCCCCAACCCAUUAAGACAAAGACUAGAGGAAUACUUCCAACAUGCAUGGACUUAUACGAAUGGAAUAGAUAUGUCAUCGUUAUUGAAAGGAUUUCCUGAGUGCCUUCAAGCAGAUAUUUGCUUGCAUUUAAACAGAAAGCUGCUAACAACCUGCGCAGCCUUUUCAGAUGCCAGUCCUGGUUGCUUAAGAGCUUUCUCCCUCAAAUUUAAAACAACUCAUGCGCCACCUGGGGACAUUCUGGUCCAUAGAGGGGAUGUACUUACCUCUUUGUUUUUUAUUGCAAGAGGGUCUAUUGAAAUUCAACGAGACAGCAAUAUGAUUGUUGUAUUAGGGAAGAAUGAUAUAUUCGGGGAGAACCCUUGUAUAUAUCCCACCCUUGGAAAGUCAAAUGGUGUUGUUAGAGCCCUAACUUACUGCGAUAUCCACAAAUUACACAGAGAUGACUUGCUGGAUGUUCUAGACGCAUAUCCAGAGUUUCUCGAAAGCUUCGUAAAUAACUUGGUCAUUACCUACAAUAUGAGAGAUGAUGAACACAGCGGUGUUGAUAUUAAGCAUCGCUACUUGCGGGCAAAGUCAUCCGAUAAAAUGCGGAGCUCGGCCGAUAUACCUUCGAUAAGGAUAGUUGGACUCCGUUAUAAGAAACAUAAUGUUAACACAUCUGUGCAUAAAGUUAAAAAUGAUAAUUCUCGCGACUUGAAUAUUUUCAUAGAAAAUGAAAUAGCAAACUAUCAUUUAGAUUUGUUUGAUAACAACAACUAACCAUAUUUAGCACAAUUUUUAAUAAAUUUAUAUUCAAAUAUGUGCA